Molecule: messenger RNA, 6022 nt
Organism: Onychomys torridus (southern grasshopper mouse)
Lineage: Eukaryota; Metazoa; Chordata; Mammalia; Rodentia; Cricetidae
Gene: Abi3bp
Product: ABI family member 3 binding protein
Exons: 59
Coding region: 6-4727 (1573 amino acids)
Biological process (GO): positive regulation of cell-substrate adhesion; extracellular matrix organization
Molecular function (GO): protein binding
Source: RefSeq, a predicted model, not a curated record
GCAACAUGCUCUCCAGCCUGGGGUGUCUGCUUCUCUGUGGAAGUGUUGCCCUUGCCCUGGGAAAUGCACAGAAAUUGCCAAAAGGUAAAAGACCAAACCUGAAAGUGCACAUCAACACCACCAGCGACUCCAUCCUCUUGAAGUUCCUGCGUCCAAAUCCCAACGUAAAGCUGGAAGGCUUUCUACUGGGAUACGGCAGCAAUGUGUCCCCAAACCAGUACUUCCCUCUCCCCACAGAAGGGAAAGUCACUGAGGCUGUCGUAGAUGCGGAGCCGAAGUAUCUCAUAGUCGUGCGACCCGCUCCUCCUCCCAGCCAGAAGAAGUCAUGUUCAGGCAAAUCUCGGUCUCGAAAACCUCUGCAGCUGGUGGUUGGUACGUUGUCGCCAAGCUCAGUCUUCCUGUCCUGGGGUUUCCUCAUCAAUCCGCACCACGACUGGACGUUGCCAAGUCACUGUCCCAAUGACAGAUUUUAUACAAUUCGAUAUAGAGAAAAAGAUAAAGAAAAGAAAUGGAUUUUUCAACUCUGUCCAGCUACUGAAACAAUUGUGGAAAAUCUCAAGCCCAACACGGUUUAUGAAUUUGGUGUGAAAGACAACAUGGAAGGUGGAAUUUGGAGCAAGGUUUUCAACCAUAAGACUGUUGUUGGAAGUAAAAAUAAAGUAAAUGGGAAAAUUCAAAGCACUUAUGACCAGAUCCAUACAGUGCCAGCAUAUGUCCCAAGGAAGCUCAUCCCAAUAACAAUCAUCAAGCAAGUGAUUCAGAAUGUUACCCACAGGGCUUCAACCAAAGCCCCAGACAAGACUCCUUUUGGAGGAACAAUUCUAGUUCAUCUUAUUAUUCCGGGACUUAAUGAUUCCAUGGUAAAACUUCCCACAUCCAUAAUGCUUGAGAUUUCGGAUGCUCUCAAGGCACAAUUAGCCAAGAAUGACACAUUGGCAUUACCAGCAGAAUCUAAAACACCAGAGGUUGGAGAGGUUGCAUCCCAGCCAGUAACAGUGACUCCGGAAACAGUUUCAAGAAGCAUUAAACCCACAGCGUCUAGCGUGUUAGACACCUCAGAGACAGCACUGGCCCUCAAUGAGAAGACCCCAGAAACAGCUCAUUCUGUUCUAAUGCCUGAGUUUGAAUUGCCUUUGAGCACUCUAGCUCCGAAAAGGUUUCCAGAGUUUCCCGAGGCAGAAGCAGCCUUCCCUUUGGAGAAACCAGGGGGUACCUUGGUUUCAAGUGAAGAGCAGUGGGUGGCACCUGGAGUUAAAACAUCUGGAGAUUCCAAAUUUGUACAGCCUCCAACUGCAACUCAUGAUGUUAUCUCAAGCUCAACAACUCCAGAUGAGACUGAAAUAGAGCCCCACACAGCAACAAGUGAGCCUAUUAUGGACUCUGUCCCACCUAAAACUUCCAGAACUCCUGAACAGCCAAGGGCAACACUGGCUCCAAGUGAAGCAUCAUUUGACCCUCACAAGGUGGAAAUCUUCACCAGUCCUGAAGUGCAGCCUACAACCACUGCUCCCCAGCAAACUACGUCUAUCCCCACCACAUCUAAACGACGCUUCAGACCUAAGCCACCGCCCAAAAUCAAACCUGCCCCAGAGCCUGAGACUCUACCGUCGGCACAGUCAACGAAGGCUCCAUCAAAGACCAAACGACCAGGCCGCCACCGCCUCCGUCCUAAAACCACACGUAGUCCAGAAGUACCUGAGUCCAAACCCGCUCGGGAACCUGCCACUGUACCACUGGUACCCACAAUUGUUCCCAAACUGUCCCAGAGACCCAAAGCAACACGCAGGCCAGAGGUACCCCAAAUCCAGCCUGAUUUAAAACCACCAAAGCAAUUGCUUCCUAAGCCCAAAGCCACACCUGACAUGCCACCAACUAAAUUCGCCUAUGAGCAGCCUGCUACACUUGGAACUGGAGCCUCUGCCCUAGCCAUAGUUACUACCACAGACAUUGAACCUGUAAUUACGAGAACCAAGGCUCCAGUGACAACAUUAGACCCCAUAACACCACGACCAAGAACUCGCCGUCCACGCCCUUCUAUUCAUAAAGCCACCCCACGGCCAAAGAUACCUCAGACUAAACCAGCAGACUUGGCACCUAUCACUCCUGAGCCAUCUUUAGCUUCAACAACAACAAAAAAAGCCCGCCGCUCACGUCCCAAACAUAAAACCACACCCCAUCCAGAAGUACAUCAGACUAUAUUGGUUCCUGCUACAACACUUGAACCAGUUAUUAGAACUGAGGCUCCAGGAAUGACCUUAGCUCCCAAACUGCCUCAACAACCAAUCCAUCCACAUCCAAAACCUAAAACUACAAGGAGUCCGACAGCACCUCAGACAGAACUGGUUUCUACUCCAGUCUUUGAACCAGUUACUCCUUUAAAAGAGUCUCCAGUGACCACAAUAGAACUUGAACCUGUGACACUCAGAACGGAGACUUGGGUGACAACAAAAGCUCCUAAAACAUCAAAAUGGCCCCGCCGUCCACGCCUCAAACCUAAAACCACACCAGCUCCUCAGGCGCCUCUAACUAAACCUGUUGCUGCUACAGAUCUUGAACCCAGUGCUCUUAGAACCGAAGCUCCUGCGACUGUGGUUCCUGCUACAGCCCUUGAACCUGUCACUCUUAGAACCAAGGCUCCUGACACAACAACGUUAGCCCCCACUGAACUGCAAACUCUUGUUUUGAAACCAGUGACUUCACCAAGCCUAGAAAUGACACAAAGUCAAUCUGUUUCUGAUGACCUGGAAUUGCUUGCGUUUAGUACUGAGUCACCACAGAAGACAAUAGCACCAGCUGAAACAGAUUAUGUAGAUACCACUAUCAAAGAACCUCUCAGGCCAGAGGAGCCAAGGACAGAAGUUGUGGAGUCUCUUACACAUGUGUCUGAGCUUCCUGAGACCAUGCUAGAAACAUCACCUCUGCCCUCCCAAACUAUAGUCCUACCCAGACCAGAUGAACCUCAGAUGGAACCUGCUCCCCGGCAGACACCCGGUACUCCUCCCAAGCUCAAAACAACACCACGCCCACGAAUGCCACCACAGCCGCCAGUUCCUAAGGGGUCCCAGCAUACUACUUCAAAACCAAAAAUGCCACCAAGUCCUGAAGGGGCAGGCACAACAUCUGUUCCAAAAGAUGAACAACUUUCCCAUAAAGCAGACCCUGAGGUCUCUCACACUGAAACUGUCCUGCUGCCUGUCACCUUUGGAGCUGAGCCACUGAAGACAACAAUAGCACCUUUAGAGACACGGAACAUUCCUUUCAUACCUGUGAUUUCACCACGACCUAGUCAAGAAGAACUACAAACCACCCUGGAAGAAACAGACCGGUCUACUCAGGAGCUCUUCACAACUAAGAUUCCACGAACAACCAAAUGGGCAAAGACAACUCAGGCACCACACAGAUUGUACACGACUCCCGUGAGGCCCAGAAUACCUGACAGACCACAUGCCAGACCUGUUCUGAACAAAACAACCACGAGACCUGGUAAAACCAAACCCAGAGGAAAUGGAGUGGGAACAGGAACCAAGCAAGCACCUAAGCCACCAAGUACUGGGAGAAAUGUGUCGGUGGACCCACAUGCCAUAAAAAAACCAGCUGCAAUUCCAGGGACUCAUAGCCCACCCAUGCCACCUAGAACUAAACCUCCCCAGAGAAAACCUUUACCACCAAAUAAUGUCACCGGAAAGCCAGGAAGUGCAGGAAUCAUUUCCUCUAGCCGAGUAACUUCCCCACCCCUGAGGGCAACGCUCAAACCCAUUGGAACAGCUGCGGAGAGACCAGAGGCAGGGAAAAAGCACCCAACCACUCCUGCUUCCGAAGAAGAAAUCGGUAAUACAACCGAUUUUAGCUCAAGCCCAACAAAAGAAACUGAUCAUCUUGGGAAGCCCAGAUUCACAGGCCCCCAUGUGCGAUAUAUCCCGAAGCCGGACAACAGACCCUGUUCCAUCACCGACUCCGUCCGACGGUUCCCUACAGAGGAAGCCACAGAGGGGAAUGCCACCAGCCCACCACAGAACCCACCCACCAACCUCACUGUGGUCACUGUGGAAGGCUGCCCCUCGUUUGUCAUCUUGGACUGGGAAAAGCCACUAAAUGACACCGUCACUGAAUAUGAAGUCAUAUCCAGAGAAAAUGGGUCAUUCAGUGGAAAGAACAAGUCCAUUCAAAUUACAAAUCAGACCUUUUCUACAGUAGAAAAUCUGAAACCAGAUACAAGCUAUGAAUUCCAGGUGAAACCCAAAAAUCCACUUGGUGAAGGCCCCGCCAGCAACACGGUGGCAUUCAGUACUGAAUCAGCUGACCCAAGAGUGAGUGAGCCAAUUUCUGCAGGAAGAGAUGCCAUCUGGACCGAAAGACCCUUUAACUCAGACUCCUAUUCGGAAUGUAAAGGCAAACAAUAUGUUAAAAGAACAUGGUAUAAAAAAUUUGUCGGAGUACAGCUGUGUAACUCUCUCAGAUACAAGAUUUACUUAAGUGACUCCCUCACAGGCAAAUUUUACAACAUAGGAGAUCAGAGGGGCCAUGGAGAAGAUCACUGCCAGUUUGUGGAUUCAUUUUUAGACGGUCGAACAGGACAGCAACUCGCCUCUGACCAGUUACCCACCAAAGAAGGCUAUUUCAGAGCCGUUCGCCAGGAACCUGUCCAGUUUGGAGAGAUAGGUGGUCAUACCCAAAUCAAUUAUGUCCAGUGGUAUGAGUGUGGGACCACAAUACCUGGAAAAUGGUAGACGCAGCAAAACUAUUUCCAAAGUACUUCUGGUUCACUAUCGCAAAAAGGAAAACAAACAGGAAGGAACCCGCUGGAAAUAUUAUGGUAUUUGUCACACCCAUUCAAAGCUAUUUUGUUUACUAUGUAUAAAAGUUUGCAGUCUAACUGAUAGCAGUACUAGAUGUUUAUUAUUAGAAAAGAUUACUGAGAAUAUUUAUCAGGUUUUACAAAGUCAUUUUAAGAAAGCAAGAUAUUAACAUUAAUAGAAUAACAUUUUUAGGGAAGCUGGCUCCCUAUUCAUGAUAUUUUAAGAGAUCAUUUGUAUAUUAUUUAUCACACUGUUGUAAUGUUUUCAGAUACUUUUAUAACAAAAUUAAUGUCAAAUCUUUAAUAUGCUUUAUAAGAAGUAUUUACUUUAUUGAUGUGUACGUGUUGUUGGUGAGUUAAAUCCAUAAAUCUCUACUUGGUUUAACUUAUUGGAUCAAAUAAUCUUCAGCAUAUACAUGUGAGAGAAAGUGGUUCUAAUAUUUACAUUUAUGUAAACUUCAAUUUUUUAGCAUCAGAUGAACAGAUUUUGAGUUUAAAUAGUUAUAUAUUCAUGCUAACUUUUCUGUAAGCUACCAGCAAAUUACUGAAAAGAAAAAUCUGAAUCUGUAUUAAUUUUAUUUCAGCCAGAAGCACCUGAUAAUCUGAUAGUCAAAUGAUAAAUUUUGGUGUUUUUUUUUUCAGUACCCAUAAUAUUAUAUCUAAAAAUACUUUCUCAAACUCUUCCUUUAAGCCUUUCUUUUAAACUGCUCUAUGGUUCUAAUUCAAGCUGUAUGUAGAGAUUGAGUGUGAAGUCAGCAUGAAGAUACUGCAUGGUGAGAUGCUAUGGUUGUAUAGGAUAUAUUAUAUAUUUAUAUGUUAAGGCCAUGAAUGAAUGUAUCACAGGUUGUUUUUGUGAAACUGUUUGCUUAAGCUGUAACAAAACUGACUCAUUUUCAUGAAGGAGGAAAAAAAAAAAAGGUAUUGCUUUCCUUCAUAUGGGGGAGGGAGCAAGAAUAUUAUUGCCUGUCCUGAAAAGAUGUUUCUGUGUGUAUCUUUCAAUAUGCUUUAGUUUCAUCAACGCGACAUUUUGUAUUUUUCAAGCAAAUAUAAGCUCUGAAAUAAAAAGAUGUAGGUUUUUAAAAAAAUAUUAUUGAAAUAUUCUUAAUAUUUCGCCAAUAUGUACGUACACCUUUAUCUCCAUAAGGAAAAUCUGAAAAAUAAGGUCUACCAAGCCCCUAUUGUGUUUACAUUCUAAGCUAAUCAAGUUUGUUACAUACAUUUCUUUCU